Molecule: messenger RNA, 984 nt
Organism: Galendromus occidentalis (western predatory mite)
Lineage: Eukaryota; Metazoa; Arthropoda; Arachnida; Mesostigmata; Phytoseiidae
Exons: 6
Coding region: 1-984 (327 amino acids)
Source: RefSeq, a predicted model, not a curated record
AUGAAGCCAAUGCUUCUUCCAUUGCUACUCUUCGCCAAUGUUGCGGCGGGUGACUCGAACACCGUUGGAAGCACCGUGGCGAAGAGCCGUCCAGUGUAUUUCUCUCCCGGAAAUACCAACGUCAUAGGGACUUCAUCCGUAGCGGCCUCAUCGAAGCGACACGGGGGCACGCGGAUAUUCGAGCUACGAUCGACCCUUCCACCAAUUAUCAUCCCGAAAAACUACACAACGAAAAUCAUUAAUAACGAGACCGUCUAUGAGCACGUCUACCCUGAAGAAGUGCAGGGCAAGCAGAAAUUCGGAGUUCGCAAGGCCCUGCGACAAGGUGCCGGAGCGAUGAGCGCAUUGCUUAACACCGUUUCUGGAGGCUUGGCAGCUGUUGGAGGGGGUUUCCUCUUGUACGCAACGAUGUUGGGAAUGUUUGGUGAGAACUUCCUCAACGGUGCACCGGGUCUCCCUCCCCUCGGCUCCCCGUUAGGCGCUGCUACUCUGGGUCACCCCGGCGGCCCCAUCGCUGGCUACCCGGGCGUUCUCCCCGACGCGCCGGAUCAAAACCUUGACAAGGGCUUGCCGAGAAUUCCCGGCUAUCCACCCAUUCAGAAGAGGAAUGGCGAAUGGAUCCAGCCUCGAGGAAUACCCCAACUACGCGUCGAGGAAGUGAAAAUGCUGCGACAAGCCAUGGAACCUUUCAUGUCGACCCUCAGGAGUCUCAAGGAGGUGGAUUAUCCCGAGCAGAUUUUCCGCGUUUUGCACGUCGACGACUUCGAAUGCAAACAACGAACCAUUUGCGAAAUCGAGCAGUAUCUCGCAGGCAAGGGUGUCGCCGGAUUCCUUCUCAACUUCCUCAGCCCGCGCAUCCCCGGCAUGGACAAAUACCACAACGCGAUCGCUACGGCUCUACGGCAUCAGAACUGCGGCGUAGUGUUCCGAUCCUGCCCGGAAACUAUAGGUCAACGUCUUCUGAGGAUCAUCGGAAUUCAUUGA